GUACCAAACAUAAUAUAUUAACAAAGACAGAAAGGAAGAGAGAAUAGAAUCACAAACAAUUCAUAGGAAGAAAUAAAGAAGAAAAAAAAUCUCUGGUCAUUUGUUCUUUCAUGAAGGAAGUUAAUACAUUUGUGUUCUAAAGUUAAGAAAUGAUGAAGAUGAAAGUGUUGAGUAAGAAGAACAAACAUGUUAUCUUAUAUUGGUGGUUUGGAAUGAUUGUGCAAUUCUGUUUCUUGUUAUGUGUUUGUGCUGAGAAGACAUCAUUGAGAGGAGGAAUCAAUAGCCUAAAAUCAAAAUCAAUAGUCAAGCUGAAUACACAAGACAAACACAAGUUGGUUGUUGAUAAUGGCAUUGUUUCUGUGUCUAUGGCAAGACCAGAGGGAUACAUCCUUGGAAUAUCGUAUAAUGGAAUUGACAAUGUUCUUGAUUCUGAAAACCAAGAACUAGAUAGAGGGUACUUCGACGUUGUUUGGAAUGAACCUGGAGAGCAAAAUCUUAGUAAAAGUACUUUCCAGAGAAUCCAUGGGACAAAUUUUUCAGUUAUUGCAGCUGAUGAGAAUAUGGUGGAGGUUUCAUUUUCAAGAUUAUGGACACAUUCCAUGAGUGGCAAAAAUGUCCCCAUAAACAUAGAUAUAAGGUACAUUUUCAGAAGUGGUGAUUCUGGAUUUUAUUCAUAUGCGAUAUUCAAUCGACCGAAAGGAAUGCCAGGAAUUGAGGUUGAUCAAAUUAGAUUUGUUUUCAAACUCGAUAAAGACAGGUUCAAGUACAUGGCAAUAUCUGAUACAAGACAAAGAAACAUGCCAGCAAUGAAAGAUAGAAACACAGGUCAAGUACUAGCUUAUCCUGAAGCAGUUCUAUUAACCAACCCAAUUAACCCACAAUUUAGAGGAGAGGUGGAUGAUAAAUAUCAAUACUCUUGUGAGAACAAAGAUAACACAGUUCAUGGAUGGAUUGGUUUUGAUUCUGAUCCACCAGUGGGUUUCUGGAUGAUAACACCGAGUAAUGAGUUUCGCAAUGGUGGACCCAUUAAGCAAGAUCUUACUUCUCAUGUUGGACCAAUCGCUCUUUCGAUGUUUGUGAGCACACACUAUGCUGGAAAGGAAGUAACCAUGGCAUUUCAAGAAGGAGAGACCUAUAAAAAGGUUUUUGGACCUGUAUUUGUCUACCUUAACACUGCUUCAAGUGAGAAUGAUAAUGCAACUCUCUGGUCAGAUGCAGUACAACAGUUAUCCAAGGAAGUCCAAAGUUGGCCUUAUGAUUUUCCUCAAUCACAAGAUUACUUUCCACCUAAUCAAAGGGGAGCAGUAUUUGGAAGAUUACUAGUCCAAGAUUGUUCCAGGUACUUCGAAGGAGGAAGAUAUCAAUAUGCUAAUAAUGCUUAUGUGGGUCUAGCUUUGCCUGGAGAUGCUGGAUCAUGGCAGAGAGAAAGCAAGGGCUAUCAAUUUUGGACUCAAACUGAUGCCAAGGGAUACUUUAAAAUAACUAAUGUUGUGCCAGGUCACUAUAAUCUGUUUGGUUGGGUCUCUGGAUUCAUUGGUGAUUACAAAUAUAAUAGUACAAUCACAAUCACCCCAGGAGGAGUCAUCAAAUUAAAUUCACUUGUAUAUAAUCCUCCUAGAAAUGGACCAACCAUUUGGGAAAUUGGUAUUCCAGAUCGUUUGACUUCAGAAUUCCAUGUACCAGAACCUUACCCUACUCUCAUGAACAAAUUAUACACUGAAGGAAGAGACAAUUUUAGGCAAUAUGGGUUGUGGGAACGUUACACUGAAAUGUAUCCAACUGAUGAUCUUAUUUACACUCUGGGUGUUAACAAGAAUAAAGAUUGGUUUUAUGCUCAUGUUACAAGAAACACAGAAAAUAAUACAUAUGAACCAACAACAUGGCAAAUUAUAUUUGAACAUCAACAUGACUUAAAGAGUGGAAACUACACACUACAACUUGCCUUGGCCAGUGCUGCUGAUGCUUACCUACAGGUUCGGUUCAAUGAUCGAAGUGUAUAUCCACCCCACUUCGCGACAGGGCAUAUAGGAAGAAUCCGAGGAGACAAUUGCAUACAAAGACAUGGAAUUCAUGGAUUGUAUAGGUUGUUCAGUAUUGAUGUGCCAAGUAAUCUUCUUUUGAAAGGAAAGAACAUCAUAUAUCUAACGCAGACCAACGCCGAUACUCCUUUCCAAGGAGUUAUGUAUGAUUACAUCCGUUUAGAACAACCACCAGCAACUUGAUUGUGCUUAAGUUCUUAUUGAUACUAUGUAUAAACAUAUAAUGUUAUUAUAAUUAAUAAGAGUGGGUUCCAUUUCAAGCAUAACCUAUA
Messenger RNA from Medicago truncatula (barrel medic), 2311 nucleotides. Its product is annotated as rhamnogalacturonate lyase. Bases 150 to 2222 code for a protein of 690 amino acids. Lineage: Eukaryota; Viridiplantae; Streptophyta; Magnoliopsida; Fabales; Fabaceae. The record is from RefSeq and is a predicted model, not a curated record. Gene Ontology annotation, biological process: carbohydrate metabolic process. Gene Ontology annotation, molecular function: carbohydrate binding; catalytic activity. The transcript has 17 exons.